AAGUGAAAAAUAUAUUUGACUUUUGCUCAGCUGUUGUUGUUGUGUAGCAGACGACGUUAUUGCUAUGAAUCGCUAUUCGGAUUGAAUUGAAUUGCGUUCAAUCUAUUCGAAAAUUGGUAACCCUUUCCCGAAAUGGAACUGACUAAGUUGUGUGCCAAAUAUUUCGAUUGCUGCAAUCUCUAUGACGUUUUGGGUGCCGAUAAAGCAACAGAUGGAAGAAAACUCAAAAGGGCCUAUUUCAAGAGGUCUCUAGCAUUCCAUCCAAACAGCAACAGCGAAAAAAGUGAAACUGAUGAAGGUUUUGAGAAGUUUAAGACACUUUUUAAAGUAUAUUCCAUUUUAAGUGAUGAAGAAAGAAAACGGGUGUAUGACAAGACAGGUUGUGUGUGGUUAGAUGAAGAACUGAUGGAUAACAGUUUCAACUGGUUAGGCCACUGGGCACUUACAUUCAAGAAAGCAAAUGAUUCAGUUAUCAACUCAUUUUUGAAUCAAUACAGAGGAUCAAUGGAAGAAACUGAGGAUCUGAAAAAACUUUAUAGCCUUUAUCGAGGAGAUGUGCCAAAAAUAAUGAACAUGGCUCUAUUUAUUACUGCUGAAGAUGAAGUCAGGAUUCGUGACAGUAUACAGUUCAUGAGUGAUCAAAAACAUCGCUCAAUUAAAGAUAUUGUUAAAAAACCUGUUAAACGAAAUAUGGUCGACGAUGAUGGUGGCAAGAGAAAAAGUAAAAAAGUUAAAAAACCCUCUCAAGGGGAUCUUCCCCUAUCUACAAAUUUGUGAGAUUGCAAUUACAAAUAACUGCUCAUUGAACAUUCAGUUAUUAACAGUUUGACGAGUAGCUCUACAGAAGGGUGAAGGCAGAACCAUAAAGUUAGAGUUAGGUCCUUAUUUAAAAAAUUAAAUAAAAUACUACGCCCUGGAUUACGCGAACAGUUGUAAUGAACGUGAAAUUUUGCCAGAAAAUAAUUUUUUGUACCGAAUUCAUGAAGAGAAAUGAGAUCGCAUUCUACUCACAAAUUUUUAGGCAACGAAUAAAUAAAAGACCCUUUUGAAGCUCGCCAACGCCCACUGCCAUGCCAGAGUCCUAUAACUCUUGCCAUACCAUACACAAUUUGUGCCUUUUUAAAGAAGACGAAAUACACUUUCUUUAAAUAAUUAA
Daphnia pulex (common water flea) is the source of this 1156-nucleotide messenger RNA. RefSeq names its product dnaJ homolog subfamily C member 9-like. Gene Ontology annotation, molecular function: heat shock protein binding. The record is from RefSeq and is a predicted model, not a curated record. Gene Ontology annotation, cellular component: nucleus; cytoplasm. The transcript has 5 exons. The coding region runs from base 133 to 777 and encodes 214 amino acids. Lineage: Eukaryota; Metazoa; Arthropoda; Branchiopoda; Diplostraca; Daphniidae.